UUUACACGUGUCUGUAAAAUUAUACUGGUUCAGAAUUUUACGUCUGCUGCAUCCAGGCCAGCUUACUUGCACAAUAUUUUCGUCAAGCACACGAGAAGCAUGGCUCAACUUAUCUCCCGUGGUCUCAAGGCUUCCCUGUGGAAGCAGAGUGUUUUGGGUUUGUGCAAAAGAUCAUUGACAAGUGGCAUUCCUAAAACCAAACUGCUAAUUAAUGGACAGUUUAUUGACAGUAAAACAGAUUCUUGGAUACCUAUUACAAAUCCUGCCACCAAUGAAAUUGUAUCAUACUGUCCUGAAGCAACAGAAGAGGAAAAAUUAGCUGCUGCUACUGCUGCAGAAAACUCUUUCAAAACAUGGUCUGAAACAUCGAUUUUGACGCGACAGCAGAUUAUGUUUUCUUUGCAACAAAAAAUCAAAGAUAACAUGAAAGAACUGGCGGAAAUCAUUACUUUAGAAAAUGGAAAAACACUUGCCGACGCGGAAGGAAGUAUCUUGCGUGGUCUACAGGUUGUUGAACACGCUUGUUCAGUUACAUCAUUACAAUUAGGAGAAACCUUACCAGGUGUGUCAAAGGAUAUGGAUACACAUUCAUACCGUGUCCCACUUGGUGUCUGUGCCGGAGUUGCACCGUUUAACUUUCCAGCAAUGAUUCCCCUAUGGAUGUUUCCUAUGGCAUUAGUUUGUGGUAACACCUUUAUUAUGAAACCUUCUGAACAAGAUCCAGGAGCUGCUAUGCUUUUGUGCAAGAUGGCAGUUGACAGUGGUGUACCAGAAGGUGUACUAAAUGUUAUACAUGGAACCAAACCUGCUGUUGACUUUAUAUGCACUCAUCCUUCUAUUCGUGCUAUUUCUUUUGUGGGAUCAGAUCAUGUUGGCCAAUACAUUUAUGAAAAAGGUUCUGAGCAUGGAAAACGUGUGCAGUCCAAUAUGGGUGCCAAAAAUCACGGAGUUGUGUUAUCAGAUGCAAACAAAGAAAUGUCGUUAAAUCAAUUGGUUGGUGCAGCAUUCGGUGCUGCUGGACAGCGAUGCAUGGCUCUCUCCACUGCAGUGUUUGUUGGAGACUCACAAAAAUGGAUUCCAGAGUUGGUUGAGCGUGCCAAAAGUCUAAAUGUGACAGCAGGCGAUAAGGAAGGAGUGGAUCUGGGUCCUCUUAUCUCGAAAAGUGCUAAAGAACGCGUGGAAAGGUUGAUUCAGAGUGGUAUUGAUGAAGGUGCCGACUGUAUUCUCGACGGAAGAGGGAUCACUGUUCCUGGUUAUGAGAAUGGACAUUUUGUAGGACCAACUAUUCUUACGAAUGUGAAGCCCGACAUGGAAUGUUACACCGAGGAAAUCUUUGGACCUGUCUUAGUAAUUUUAAAUGCCGACACGUUAGAUGAAGCUAUUGACAUCAUCAACAGCAACAAAUACGGUAACGGUACAGCGAUCUUCACAAAUUCUGGUGCUGCAGCUCGAAAGUUUACGCAAGAUGUAGACGUUGGGCAGAUUGGUAUUAACGUUCCAAUUCCUGUACCACUUCCUAUGUUUUCGUUUACUGGAUCUCGCGGUUCGUUCCGCGGAGAUAUGAAUUUUUAUGGAAAAGCGGGUAUCCAAUUUUACACUCAAUGGAAAACAGUGACAUCUCUGUGGCGUGCUGAAGACGCAACCGACCAAAAAGCUCAAGUUUCGUUCCCCAAAAUGGGUUAAACGAAUUAAAAGUUACCUGAAAAUCUUCAUUGAGAUGGAGGGCAUAAACGCGUGACAAUUUUUUACAAAAGAGUCGAAUAAUAAAUAAAAAAUACAUUAAUGUAAUAUUUUAUAUCAAAAUUAUAUAAACAACGUCUUUUUAAAA
This is a messenger RNA of Hydractinia symbiolongicarpus, 1828 nucleotides long. Its product is annotated as methylmalonate-semialdehyde dehydrogenase [acylating], mitochondrial-like. The transcript is spliced from 16 exons. Lineage: Eukaryota; Metazoa; Cnidaria; Hydrozoa; Anthoathecata; Hydractiniidae. Gene Ontology annotation, cellular component: mitochondrion. Gene Ontology annotation, biological process: thymine catabolic process; L-valine catabolic process. Gene Ontology annotation, molecular function: malonate-semialdehyde dehydrogenase (acetylating, [NAD(P)+]) activity; methylmalonate-semialdehyde dehydrogenase (acylating, NAD+) activity. Bases 100 to 1683 code for a protein of 527 amino acids. The record is from RefSeq and is a predicted model, not a curated record.